UCUUCAACAAACUCUCUGUGAAUUAGCUGUCUCUGUCUCUGUCUGUGUCUGUGUCUCCCCAUUCUCCUUCUACGAAACCCUCCCUCCCCAUUUACCAUGUCUUUCAAAUUCAAUCCGUCCCCCUUCUCCCAUCAUAUAUUAAUAACUCCUUCCUCAUCACAAAUCUUCAUUCCAAUUAAUUGAAUUUGAUCUCAAUGGCGUCGAUCGAUCAACCUAAUUUCCACGAUUUCUUGCCUCUGAUGGCGGAGAAGCUAGGCGGCGACGGAUUGCUUGGGGAAUUGUGCAACGGUUUCCAGUUAUUGAUGGACUCCGAGAAGGGGGUCAUCACAUUCGACAGCUUGAAGAAGAAUUCUGCUUUUUUAGGGCUGCAGGAAUUGUCGGAUGAGGAUCUUCACAGCAUGCUGAAGGAAGGGGAUUUCGACGGAGAUGGCGCUCUGAAUCAGAUGGAAUUUUGUGUUUUGAUGUUCAGAUUGAGCCCAGAGUUGAUGGAUCAAUCUCAGCUCUUGUUGGAAGAGGCUCUUAUGCAGGAGGAGGCUGUCCAAGAUUUCGACUUUUCUUUGUAGUCAUCGUUUUAUUUCUUUUUUUUUUUCCCAAUUUUUGAUAUACUUUUUAAUGGAGAUUAUUCCAAACCAUACUAGUACAACUACAUAUAUCUUCCUCUGUUCCAAGAAAAGUCUUUGAUCAUUAUGCAACAACUCAUUGAUUCUGAA
Salvia hispanica is the source of this 710-nucleotide messenger RNA. RefSeq names its product calcium-binding protein KRP1-like. NCBI's taxonomy places the organism in Eukaryota, Viridiplantae, Streptophyta, Magnoliopsida, Lamiales, Lamiaceae. The record is from RefSeq and is a predicted model, not a curated record. Gene Ontology annotation, molecular function: calcium ion binding.